Messenger RNA from Tilletiopsis washingtonensis, 252 nucleotides. RefSeq lists its product as hypothetical. Bases 1 to 252 code for a protein of 83 amino acids. Lineage: Eukaryota; Fungi; Basidiomycota; Exobasidiomycetes; Entylomatales. The transcript has 3 exons. The record is from RefSeq and is a predicted model, not a curated record.
AUGUCGCUGCGUCCCGUCGACGACGGGCGCACGCCCGAGGACUUCGUCAAGGUUAUGGGCGGCAAGACGGCGUCGAAGUACACCGACCCGUGCGCCAAGGCCAGCAAGCUCUCGAUGAAGUGCCUCGAGGACAACGCGUACGACCGGACGAAGUGCACCGAGGCCUUCAACAACUACCGCGAGUGCAAGAAGGCCUGGAUUACCCAGCGGCGACAGGACCGGCUGAACGGGCGGGAGGAUGCGUGGAACUAG